Messenger RNA from Erinaceus europaeus (western European hedgehog), 9293 nucleotides. It is a transcript of the gene PHACTR2, whose product is annotated as phosphatase and actin regulator 2. Gene Ontology annotation, biological process: actin cytoskeleton organization. The coding region runs from base 16 to 1914 and encodes 632 amino acids. The transcript is spliced from 13 exons. The record is from RefSeq and is a predicted model, not a curated record. NCBI's taxonomy places the organism in Eukaryota, Metazoa, Chordata, Mammalia, Eulipotyphla, Erinaceidae. Gene Ontology annotation, molecular function: actin binding.
GCCGUGACACCCCCCAUGUGGCAUAAGGAACACACAGAGCCUGUUGAUGGACUGGACAAAGCUUCUCUAGCAAAUUCAGAGGGUCCGACUACAGGCUCCCACACUCCUCCCUUCAAACGGAAGGGGAAACUGUCCACCAUUGGUAAAAUCUUUAAGCCUUGGAAGUGGAGGAAAAAGAAGACCAGUGACAAAUUUCGAGAAACUUCAGCAGUGUUAGAACGGAAGAUAUCCAUGAGACAAAGUCGGGAGGAGCUGAUUCGAAGGGGAGUACUUAAAGAACUGCCUGACCAAGAUGGAGAUGUAACCAUUAACUUUGAAAAUUCAAACGGGCACAUGAUACCCAUCGGAGAGGAAUCUACCCGAGAGGAAAAUGUAGUAAGAUCUGAAGAAGGUAAUGGCUCUGGCGCUGAAAAAGCAUCACCCUUGGAGGAAAAGGCAGCAGAUAAAAAAGAGAACACUGAAAGCCGCUCUGAACCACCGGCAGCUCCUCUUCCACUUCCUUCAACUCUACCUAAGCCUAAACCCAAACCUAAGCCCAAAAAAACGCCCGUGCUUCCAAAAGGGGCCACUGCAGGGGCCAGCCCCAAGGGUGACGAAGUGCCUCCUAGUAAAACAGUCACCAAGGCUCCUGCUAAGCAGGCCCCUGUCCCUCCGCCCAAGCCAACGAGCCGAAACGCCGUCCGAGAGACUGCUGCUUCCUCUCACUCAAAAAGGACCAGCUCCAAGGCAUCAGCUUCACCAUCUAUGUCCUCCACAUCAUCUCGUCCCAAAGCUUCAAAGGAGAUGGUUUUUAGCAAAACGGGGGCCGCUGGAACCACAAAGAGCAAGAAGAAAACGUGCAAACAGCCAACAUCUCAACCCUCUUCCGAUGCCACCCCUCUGGGCACAGGAGAGGCUCCAGACACCAGGGAGGAGGGUCUCCAAGCAGAGCAGACUGUGUCUGGGAUGGAGGAGCAAACCCCAGGAAAACCCAGACCUGGAGUCCCUCCUCCCCCUGUGACCCUGCCGCCCCCUCCCCUGGGCGCCCCCCUCCCUAUGGAGGAGCAGAGCUUGGUAGCCUCAGACACUCCUGCUGUCCUGGUCACCGAUGGAGCUGAGCUGCCUGUUCCUGCCUUAGAACCAGGGCAGCUUCUCUGGGCCGAAGAGCUGACAGACAGAACCAUUGUCCACGCCAACACUGGCUUGAGCAUCAGCAGAGAAAAUGCAAAAUGUCUAACAACCAAAGACGAGCAAGGGAAGGCGGCACCAGAGCUCCUGACCCCUGGGCUGAUGGGAGAAUCUUCAGAAUCCUGUAGUGCCCCAGAGGAUGAAGGCCGGAGAGAAUACCAGGCCAGUGACUCUGACUCGGACGGACCUAUUUUGUACACCGAUGAUGAUGAGGAAGAGGAUGAGGAUGGCAGUGGAGAAAGUGCUUUGGCAAGUAAAAUACGACGAAGGGAUACUCUUGCUAUCAAACUUGGCAACAGGCCGUCCAAGAAGGAAUUGGAGGACAAAAACAUCUUACAACGCACAUCUGAAGAAGAGAGGCAGGAAAUCAGACAACAGAUUGGAACCAAACUGGUCAGGAGACUUAGCCAAAGGCCCACAACUGAAGAACUAGAACAGAGAAAUAUCCUAAAACAAAAGAAUGAAGAAGAAGAACAGGAAGCAAAAAUGGAACUUAAACGCAGACUCAGCAGAAAGCUCAGUCUGAGGCCCACAGUGGCAGAGCUCCAAGCUCGAAGGAUCCUUCGGUUUAAUGAGUAUGUUGAAGUCACUGAGUCUCCUGACUAUGACCGCCGGGCAGAUAAGCCCUGGGCCAGGUUGACCCCUGCAGACAAGGCAGCAAUAAGGAAAGAACUGAAUGAAUUCAAAAGCACGGAAAUGGAAGUUCAUGAAGAGAGUCGACAGUUUACAAGGUUUCAUCGUCCAUAAGGACGUACAAGACCCUUUGGAAACAGAGACAGGUCCUCUGGAGAGGGUAGCAUCGCUGCCUGUGAACCUGACAUCACACUGCAGUUUCAGUGUGCAAUUACAUUGAACUUUGGUGAAGAGAGCAUGGCGACAGUGCUCCCCACUUGUAAAGUCCGGCUGGAGCCCCAAACAAAGGGAGCAAAGGCUGUCGUGAUCCUGGUCCUUCAGAUUGUUUACUGAUGGUAAGGGACAGACUUGGUCACACCGGUCACUCUUCACCAGAGAAGACAAGCAGGAGACAAUCACUCGCUCCCUUUCACCGGAAAGCCAAAGUUUAGAAUUCGGGUGAAAGAAAAUGGGGCAUAAAAUUGCCAGGUUAUGGAAAGGGGUGGGGCUGAAAAAAUCAAAUAGAAAUAAAUAUUUCAUUAUGUUAAUGAAAAGAAGCAAAAAUUGAAACAUAUAUGUAUUUUUUUAAGUGGUAUUUGGAGGUAGAGAUGGAAGGAUCUUAUUAGCCAAUGCGGAUUCCUUAAAGGACUGAUCCUAGAAGAAUAUUCUUGCAUUAUGUUAAAAUGGUCUAGAACCAUUAUUUGAUGUUGUGCCAGUGAUUCCAGUUGCCAGAAACAAGUCUGAGUGCUUUCAUGUAUCUUUUUUCUUAAAUGCAAGAGGCUCCUGCUGAUUCUUGGCAAGCAUGCUUUGCGGAUCGUAGCUAUACACGUCUGACACUGUGACUUACUUUUAGUGUACCGACAGACCGGCAUAAGGUCGGCUAGCAUAAGAGCCUUUACAUGUGUGGCAAGCCUUAGAAAGAAAUCUUUUGGUCUUUUCAUCUUCAUUUAUGAAGUCAAGGGCAAACGUACUUGAUGUCAAGAGGCUACUAUGGACAAUCGUAACUCCUUUUUAAAAACCUGCAUCCAGCGUCAGAGCUGAGGAGAACGCAAGCAGGUUAGCAGCCGUUAUUUCUGAGUAGGAAAAUUUCAAAGACUGCUUCUUCUCAGGAAUGCAUUAAGUUGGUGUGCUGCUCUUAAAAGAAAUAAGAAAGCACAUGCUUCAAAAUAAGUACUCAAAGGCUUUAAAAUGCCAGAACAUUUCAAGCUACGUUGCCUGUGACGAAAAUCUCAUUUUGCAUUUUGAGAAGCUCUACGGGCCGCAUCCGUAAGUUUGGUAUUGACCUUCAAUGCAAAAGAAUCGGUGGAGUUCAAGUCACCGAGGGGUGGGUGCCCUUGGAGCCUACAGUCAGUCUUGUUUACAUUGAGAAAUCCACUGUUGUCAUCUUGCAUAUUUCAGACAUAGGGCAUAGCAUCUUUCCCUCCUACAUGCACAGUGAACCAUGUGUGAACAGUUCCUGAGCCUCCAAUUAUUUGUUCAGGAUGGUUUUGUACCUUUGUUAGGAAAAACUCACGAAAUGUAUCCAUUAGAAGGAGACCUAAUACACUUUUCUUUAUUCUUAGAACUUGGACUAGAAUUUUCUAAAUGAUUCUGAUUCAUAAGAUGGGAAGCUGUAACUUGGAGGACUUUGUUUGUUUAUUUUGCCACCAGGGUUAUUACUGGCACUACUCCACUGUUGCCGAUGGCCUUUUUUUUUUUUUUCCUUAAUGUAAAGGGUGAGAAGCAGAGAGGAGAGACGUGGUGUCCCAAGGCUCAAAGCCAGGUUCUUCUGUGUGGUGGAGUGUGUUCUCAUCUAGGGUAGCCGCCAGCUAGCCCCUUGGAGGACUGUAAUUUUUUCCUUGACCAGAGCACUGCUCAGUUCUAGCAUCUGAGAAUAAACCUAGGACCUCUGAGCCUCAGGCAUGAAAGUGGGCUAUCUCCCCAGUCUGUACAAACAUUUUUUCAUAUGAGACAAUAAGCAAACAUUUAAUAUUAUGGAUGAAUGUGGAUCUUGCCAUUUUUACAUUUUAUAGAAACCCUUGAAUUGAAUCAUUUUAUUUGGAAAUAAAAAGUUACCCCCAGCUGACUUAUUCUAAGACUCCAGGGUCAUUGAAUAACUUAAGAAAAGCAGUCAGAAUUUAUUCAGCCCUCACUGCACAGAGCAGAAUACACCAUUAAGAAAGCUGAGCUGCCGUCCUGCACUGGAGUAAGAUGACUUCUUUCCACAUGCCAAGUGUCUUUCUGAAUAUUAGUCCAUUCUAUAAUGUUUAAAUCCUUUAUCCUAUUUUUUUUUGCUGAAGUCAUUUUUUUGUCUUUAUAUUACUAUAUUAUCAUUUUGGCUUCUUGUGAAAACAUACAAUGGAACGGAAUAUUUAAUUUUCUACAUCUGUAUUUGAACAUGUUUUGGCUUCUGUUCAUAAGAUCUCUAUAAAAGCGAUACAAGAAAUGAUCACCAUCCUCUCAUUCAAGACACGAGUCAUAGAAAGUUUCAGUUUGGCUGGUAAAAGGAGCGUUUUCCCCAUGAGCGGUGCAUGAGGUGUGGUCUUUAUUCCUUACAGCGGCAUACACCCGAUGCAGAAAUAUGAAAUCGUACCUCCACAUAUUAUUUUCCUUGUAUUGAUAUGUCAUUUCUUUUAAUGUGUAAAAAACCUACUGACAUAUUUCUUCCCCAUACUGAUCAUCAUGCUUAAGAGACUUUAGUUGAGAGAACCAUGGAAAUCACAAGAAAAAAAAAAAAAAACCACUAAUGGUCUAAUAUUCACGUAUUAGAACCACCAAUUGUUUCUAAUUCCUAAAGUCAAAAGCUUUGGAAAGGAUGGAAAAACUUAAUAGCUAACCAGUACUUUGCAGAAUAUAUAUCAUUUCCAGUUGCUAAUUUUAAAAGUCAGAAACACUACCUACCCAUUCCAGCAGCCCUCUCAGAGGACUCUUGGCUGAAAGGCAUCAAAGGAAUCAGAGAUGUGGACCACCCAACAUUAACUCAGCCUCUGCCCAGUGCCAGGAGUUAGCGGUCCAACCAAUAAGCUGUGGUUCUACAAAAGAAAAUAAAUGUGUGUGUGAAUUGGGCUGUUGUCACACAACUCUGGGUCUUUUCCUGCUUCAAAUGUAACAGUAUAUUGACAUAGUGGAUAUGAGGAGGUUUCACUGCCCUCCCUUAGAUGUGAUUAAGGAAGAAAACAAGCCCAUUUCCAGGAAAAUCCUAGGCAAAAAAGAACUAGACAGACUGUAAAGUAAAAUCCAAAGUAGCCAUAACCCUCUCAUUUUUUUUUUCUGCUUGUGGAGAAAAUUUCAAGGUCAUAGGAAGAUGCCAUAAGCUUUUUACUGGUCACUAGCAGUCAAUCUGACCAAAAAAUAGCUCUCCGAUGAUUGAUAUUAAUUUCAGGUAUCUCUGCACGGUCAUUUCCAAGGCAUGUGAGAAUUUUUAUGGUGUUUUUUUUUUUAUAAUCACUGUAGUUUCUCUUUAUGUUCAUUUCUUAAAUUAUUUAAGUGAAAUCUGUAUACUCAGAGAACUAUUUUGUGUAUUAGAAUAAGUGCUUUUUAAGAAGUGGACAAUGCAAAGCUCUGAUUUAUCCAGAAAAACAGAUUUUCUGCUUUUUAGAGACUUUAUUCGCCAGAACAAUUAGAGUCAUGUAUCUUCUUCUAAUACUGGUAGUCAUAGUCGGUUAGUAAAAAGUUCUGAAAUGUAGAUCAGAUCUGUUAAGGGGGCAUAGGAUUUGAAUACACUCCUUGUAAAUUGUUAAAUAUUAAAAAUGAAAAAGAAGUCCAUAAAAUUUAGAAACUAAAUUAUACACUCUGAAAUUAAUUCAGUGCUCCAUGGGCACUGAAACAAUAUACAGCAGCUUACACUUCAGAGAAGGGAGGACAUACUUCAACACUACGGGUCUUGUUGAGUAUCACAUAGUUUGACACGGACUUUGUGUUAGACUCAAUAGAAUCAGAGAUAGAACUUUCCAAAAUCAUACUAUAUUCAUAGUAGAAAAAAAAUAGUCUUGUCUACCGUCGAGUGGUCUGUUCACGUUGAAAUGCUGAAAGUCAUCUUCUUUUCUUGCUCAAAACUCUCUUAUUUGCCCUAAUUUUUAAAUCUCCAUGACAGCAGGUGAGAUUUCACCAAACUAUUACCAAAUGUGCAACUUCAGCCAUUGACUAGCUUAAGUAUUCGUAAAUAUUACUGGGUCUAACCAUUCUGGUAAAAGUCUAUCUUCUGAGAUGAGAAUUUCUUCACAUCAUUAGAGUAUGUUGUAAGUCCUAAGGAACCACUGAGACGCAUUGAGUAUAAACUCCUCUUGACCUCUUCAAACAGUGGCUCACCCACUAUUAUUUGCUCCCCACUUCUCCGUAGGAUAUGUCACAUUAUUUUACUUGGCAAAGCAAAAGCGAGUACAGAGUUGAAAUAUGUCUUAGGCGAAUACAUGACGGCACAUGUGAUCAUCAGGCUAGUAGGACCUUCAUUCUGAGAAAAAUCACAGCUCCAAAGACAAAGUUCAAAGAACAGUCUGAGGUCUACUAUAGUCUGACAGUGACCAAAGAUAAAAUAGUCCCAAACCUUUCUCCUUUUCAAUUUCAAUUACUUUUUGUUGUUGUUGUCGUUGUUUGUUUUUUGCCUCCAGGGUUAUCACUGGGGCUCAGUGUCUGCACUACGAAUCCACUGCUCCUGGAGGCCAUUUUUCCUAUUUUGUUGCCCUUGUUGUUGUUACUGUUACCAUUACUGUUGUUGCUGGAGAGGACAGAAAGAAAUCGAGAGAGGAGGAGAAGAUAGGGAGAGAAAGAUAGGCACCUACAGACCUGUUUCACUGCUUGUGAAGUGACACACACACACACACACACACACACACACACACACACACUUGCAGGUUGGGAUGCCCGGGGCUCAAACCGGGAUCCUCACUCUGGUCCUUGCGUUUCACGCCAUGUGUGCUUAACCCACUGCACCACCUCCCAGCCCCCUCCAAUUACUUUUGUGAUCAUUAAGCUUCAGCUCUUAAUGGAAAUGUGAACCACCAUCAGCAUGAAUACAAAACAGUGGAAGCAUACUUUAGCUUUUCCAAAAACAAGGCCAUCCAAAUAUAAAAGCCCCAUUGCGUACUGUGUUAAAUUUCUAGAAAAAAAAGAGAGAGAGAGAGAGAGAGAGAGAGAACCCUACAACAGCUAUUCCCUCCAAAAACCAAAUCCCAUAAACUGGGGUCAUUUUUAACUAUGCUAGGAUGUACUGAACAUAUUUUUAAAAUGACAUUAGCUAGUCGCCUUCCCAACACAGUUCUGCCUGUGUUGCUCAGUGAGGCUGCUAUUGGCAUUUGGAGCGAGCUGGGAAAUGCUUUGUUGUACAGAAGUGCCCCCCUGCCCCCCCCAUUGCAUGUUUGAUAUCUGAGCCUUCACCAACGACCAGUAGCAUCACCAGGCAUUGCAAAAAAUCAGAAGAAAACCAGGGCCGAGAGGUGGUACACCUGGUUAAGCGCACAUAGUACUAUGUGUUAAGGACCCUGGUUCGAGCCCCCGCCACUACCUGCAACAGGGACGCUUCAUGAGUGGUGAAGCAGGUCUGCAGGUGUCUGUCUUUCUCCCUCUCCCCUCUCAAUCCCUCUCUGUUAUAUCAAAUGAAAAAGAAAAAGAAAAAAAAGACUUCCAGGAGCAGUGGAUGUGUAGUGCUGGCAGGAGCCCCAGUGAGUGGAGGCAAAAAAGAACAGAAAAAACCCUUCUCAUGCCCAGUGUCCACCCGAUAAGAUAGUACCACCUCUCUUGAACACCAGAGUCCAAUGCAAUUUGAGGCAGACAAGUAAAAAUGCCUCUCAGAAUAUCAUCUUGACUUCCUUGCAAGUCUUUGGACCCUAAAUAGUUUCUUCAAGGUUUCAAACUUUCUGCUUUAACUUGCUGUUUCUUCAGGAAAGCUGUUACUGGACAGUCCUAGUGGUUCCACUUCACUUAACCCCUGUGUGCUUACCUAAAGGAGAGAUUUCAAAAGAUACAAAAUAUUCCCCCCCCCUCCCAUCUGUCCUUGAAUUCCACUGUCGGUCAUAAUCCCUGUGAAUGUUGUGAGGAUUCCUGCACAACUCAGUACCGACACAGUAACAAUCUACAUUAAAAAAACCACAUAAAGAUGUGUGUGGACAUCUCCGUUAGAUUUCACACAGCAAAUCAGAUGCUUGCAACUCCAAAAGAAUCACCUGCUUACUCUACUAAAAAGUACUUGAUCCAAAUGCCAGCGCUCACUCAGUCUCUCUAUAUAAAUACAAUAAUGCUGUUCAACUUUCCCAAGAUUUCCUGAAGACUGAAUCAUGAAGGGGACAUGUGUUAAACUGUGGGUCUCUUGUACAAAGCCAGGUGAGCUCUGCCUGGGUGAAACAUUACUGAACUAUGUUAAUAGGUCACCAACAUACACCUAUUCACUUCAUUGCUGUUACCACCAAAACCGAAUGAUCAGUAUGUCUUGAUAACUGUCUGUGUCCAUAGUGGCUGUUUGAUAGAUGACAGUCAGCUAUCCGCUACAAUUUUUUAGAUACUAGAAUUUCUAAAUAUCCUUUCUGAGGCAGAUCUGCUCAAGAGUCAGUAAAGGUAAAUAUAGCGUGAACUCUUAGACAGUGCUUAAGAAAUCCCGUUGAGCACUUGUUUUGUUUGAAGAGUAAAUUGAAGGGCAAAAGGGAGACAGAUUGUCGUUCCGCUCAGGUCCAUUUAAGGUGUACUCAAAUGCCAGUAUUUGUGCCACUUGCCAGUUUGAGGGCAUUUUCCAUACUGGAUGUUAUAACUUGACUGUAUUACGAUGUUGUUUAGCAAGGCUCCAAAGACAAGUUGCCACUGCAGUGCUAACUGACAUGCAGAGACUAGCUGAAUGAAUGUCUGAUCAGAUCACUUUCAUCACGGAGACUAGAGGCACUGAUUUUCUUGUCCAUAUUUCCUUCCAUGGUGAGUGAAUGUGUCAAUGAGUUCAGAACCUCCUGCACCAUUCUCACCAGGCUAGAGUCCACUAAACACUCAAGAGUUGUUUUUCCCUGUGCGAUACGGAUUUUUAAAAAUAAAAAUUCUUUUUUUGAUCAUUUCAAAAUUUGGAUACAGUGAACAGAGUGGUGUAAGUCUGGGAAUCGUUGCCAGACUUGAACAAUUUCUGAUUUCCAGUGAAUGAUCUAAGUCUAUUAUAUCUGACACAGGUAUAAUAUCUGUGAGUGAAAAUAACUGGACGUAUACACCGAUCAUGAUGACAGUUUCUCUUUUGUCGCUAUUAUUGGUCUUUAUCUGUACUGUAUUAUAGGAUGUGGGUGUCAGUAUCUACAAGCAGACACACACAUGUAUAUGUAUUCCACUAUUGUAUCCUGAAAGAAAACUAUGUAUUAUCUUUUUUUAUUCUGUACUAGUAUUUGUGUUAUUUAAAAAAGAAAUAAAAAAUAUGCUCUAUUUAGUUGUAUAGUAUUCUAGGAUACUUUGCUGUGCACAAUUCCAAGUGCCUUAGAAUAUUGUUUAGCUUUCUUAAACAUAUAUACAUAUAUAUAAAUGCAUAUAUGUAUACACUUGGGAAAAGUUACCUCAAUAAAAUCAUUGGGAAAUCCCCA